Molecule: messenger RNA, 1251 nt
Organism: Hydatigera taeniaeformis
Lineage: Eukaryota; Metazoa; Platyhelminthes; Cestoda; Cyclophyllidea; Taeniidae
Source: the annotation of a GenBank genome assembly
AUGGAUGGCGUUUAUGGUAACCGAAUAUACUUUGCUCGUCUAAUUUGUGGUAAAAUCCUUACUCCCCUCAUUUGCACCACCGGGAUUGUCGUCAACAUUAUUAACAUCAUUGUUCUCACUCGAGCAUGGAUGAAAUCCUCCACGAAUGUAUAUCUAACCGCUGUAGCAGCCUCAGAUCUAAUCUACCUCACACAUUCCCUCCUAUUCAGCCUUCAAAUCUACCAGACAUUCUAUAGCAUGUGGAUUUAUAUGCAGGCUGUACCCAUUAUCCAUGGAACUGCCAAUCUUUUUAGCAAUAUUACAACAUGGCUUACAGUUAGCUUUACCAUUGAACGCUUCAUUAACAUUUCCUUCCCCAUCUUUGGCCAUCGUGUGUGCACUCGAGGAAAGGCGAAACGCAUUGUCUGUAUAGUUUGUGUGGUGUCCUUUAUCGUAACAUUUCCGGACUUCCUUCAAAGAAAAGUCACUCCUCCAAUGGAUGCAAAUGGUACAAUUAUUUCCGGUGGAAGGUAUAUUGUCGAAGACUCAGAAUAUCAAAGGGUUUUAACAGCUUUUGGAUAUGCAUUUAUUAAUCAAAUUUCCUUUGUGAUCUUGCCAUUUCUUCUACUGACAGUUUUUAACAUCCUCCUCAUUCGAAAAGGCUUAAAGGCGAAGCAGAAGAGGAGAUGCAUGUCAAAGGAAUAUCAGGAUAGACAUCCAAAGGUCCAGUAUGCUUCCAAGGGUGUGACAAUUGAAAAAUCUUGCUUAAAUGCUAGUGUAGCGGCUGCCCAAAUUCGUAGUAACAGUACUCGAAGAGUCCUUUUCAGUGAACAACAGAGGAUUACAGUUAUGCUCAUUUCAAUCGUGGUGGCUUUUCUAAUCCUCCAAAUUCCCAGCACUGUUCUCAACAUCAUUUCCAAUCUCCUCACCUCGGAGGAGAUUGUUGCAGAUGCCAACUUUCAUUCCCUUAUCAUAGUGUUCUCCAACAUCUCCAAUGUUUUCCUCUUCACCAAUGCCACCAUGAACUUUGUCUUUUAUUCCCUUUUCUCCAUCAAGUUUAGAACUACCUGUAAGUCCCUCUUUGGACGCAGAUGCAUGGCGACAGGCGGUAAAGCUGGAGUGCAUCCAUUUGGCCACCAGGAGAGUCGAAAGAACGGUCUGACUGUUGUGGAGAUGGAGGCGAGGAGAGUGGGAAUCGCCAGAGCGCUUCAAAGACUCUCCAUCUCAUGUGAAGCAACCGUUGAUGUCACCUCGCAAGACGAGGCAGAGUAG